Messenger RNA from Pyrus x bretschneideri (Chinese white pear), 1065 nucleotides. RefSeq names its product DNA-3-methyladenine glycosylase. The coding region runs from base 54 to 866 and encodes 270 amino acids. NCBI's taxonomy places the organism in Eukaryota, Viridiplantae, Streptophyta, Magnoliopsida, Rosales, Rosaceae. The record is from RefSeq and is a predicted model, not a curated record. Gene Ontology annotation, molecular function: DNA binding; alkylbase DNA N-glycosylase activity. Gene Ontology annotation, biological process: base-excision repair. The transcript has 6 exons.
GACCAACAAAUACCCGCCAAAAUCCAGCAAACAUAAACAUCCUGCGAGACGAAAUGAAGAAACCUCUGGCAUUUAAACGAGUCGCCGCCAAACCCAAGAGGCCAAUUCCAUCCAACCGACUCAGUAAUGAAGAAGGCAAAACUCGGCCGAGUCAAUGUUCCGAAUCGUUGACCGUCGCAGCGGUCAAACCCAAAAAACCCCAAUCUCAACCUCGAACCAAAUCCGACUCCUCACUCCCAAUCUCAGACAUUCUUCCCGAGAAAAUGACCAUCUUGCCCUUCUCCUUCUUCCAAAUCGACGCCCUAGAGCUCGCCCCACGUUUGCUGGGCAAGUUUCUGAGGCGAGAGGAUGUUGUUCUUCAGAUUACUGAGGUAGAAGCUUAUAGGCCAAAUGAUUCGGCUUGUCAUGGUCGAUUUGGCAUAACUGCGAGAACAGCCCCCGUUUUUGGACCUGGAGGGCAUGCGUAUGUUUAUCUUUGCUACGGCCUUCAUACAAUGCUGAAUGUUGUUGCUGACAAGGAGGGAGUUGGGGCUGCUGUCCUAAUACGUUCUUGCGCUCCAGUUAGUGGAUUGGAGACCAUUCAGCGGCGUCGAGGUCAGAAAACUGAUAAACCCGUGCUCCUUAAUGGACCUGGAAAGAUUGGUCAAGCGCUGGGACUUUCUACCGAGUGGUCAAGCCAUCCCCUUUAUACUCCAGAUGGUCUGGAGAUCUUAGAUGGUCCAGAGCCCGAAAAGAUGCUGGUUGGUCCGCGUGUGGGAAUUGAAUACGCUUCACCUGAGCAUGUCAAUGCAUUGUGGAGAUUUGCAGUUGCAGGUACCUCUUGGAUAAGUGCUCCUAAAAACACCCUCAGGCCACCUGAAUCUUAACUUAUGUUUCAUGAAACUGUUCAAAAUGUCGAUACGUAUACUUAUCCCUAAUCAUGCAUAUGGCCGCUUUGGUAAUCCGGUGUCCCUUUCAGAUAUGUGAACCUGAAAUUUUUUUGUAAACAACACAACCCUCGCCAAGUGGGUGCCUGGUUGGCUUGGGGUCGUUCUUUUAAUGUUUGUAGGAAAGGUCUAUUAGCCA